Messenger RNA from Sapajus apella (tufted capuchin), 2362 nucleotides. It is a transcript of the gene KLHL17, whose product is annotated as kelch like family member 17. Gene Ontology annotation, molecular function: protein binding. The coding region runs from base 223 to 2151 and encodes 642 amino acids. The record is from RefSeq and is a predicted model, not a curated record. NCBI's taxonomy places the organism in Eukaryota, Metazoa, Chordata, Mammalia, Primates, Cebidae. The transcript is spliced from 12 exons.
GGCGGACCCGAGGCGCGGCGCUCGGGGGCCAGGCGUCUAACGUCGAGAACCCCAAGCCUCUCGGGAGGCGGGGCGGGCGGCGCCGAGAAACAGCGGCUGCGGGCGGGAGCCGCGAGAGUGAGCGACGCUUAGCGGGCCGCCACCGCCGAGCAGCCCUCCGGCCGUCCCCGCGUCUGUCCGCCUGCGUGUCCUCCGCGCAUCCGCGGCGGGUCCGGCGGCCGAAUGCAGCCCCGCAGCGAGCGCCCGGCCGGCAGAACGCAGAGCCCGGAGCACGGCAGCCCGGGGCCCGGGCCCGAGGCGCCGCCGCCGCCACCGCCGCAGCCGCCGGCCCCGGAGGCGGAGCGCGCGCGGCCCCGGCAGGCGCGGCCCGCGGCCCCCAUGGAGGGCGCCGUGCAGCUGCUGAGCCGCGAGGGCCACAGCGUGGCCCACAACUCCAAGCGCCACUACCACGACGCCUUCGUGGCCAUGAGCCGCAUGCGCCAGCGCGGCCUCCUGUGCGACAUCGUCCUGCACGUGGCCGCCAAGGAGAUCCGCGCGCACAAAGUGGUGCUGGCCUCCUGCAGCCCGUACUUCCACGCCAUGUUCACAAAUGAGAUGAGCGAGAGCCGCCAGACCCACGUGACGCUGCACGACAUCGACCCUCAGGCCUUGGACCAGCUGGUGCAGUUUGCGUACACGGCGGAGAUCGUGGUGGGCGAGGGCAACGUGCAGACGCUGCUCCCCGCCGCCAGCCUGCUGCAGCUGAACGGUGUCCGCGACGCCUGCUGCAAGUUCCUGCUGAGUCAGCUGGACCCCUCCAACUGCCUGGGCAUCCGCGGCUUUGCCGACGCGCACUCCUGCAGCGACCUGCUCAAGGCGGCCCACAGGUACGUGCUGCAGCACUUCGUGGACGUGGCCAAGACCGAGGAGUUCAUGCUGCUGCCCCUGAAACAGGUGCUGGAACUGGUGUCUAGCGACAGCCUGAAUGUGCCUUCAGAAGAGGAGGUCUACCGCGCCGUCCUGAGCUGGGUGAAACAUGACGUGGACGCCCGCAGACAGCACGUCCCACGGCUCAUGAAGUGUGUGCGGCUGCCUCUGCUGAGCCGUGACUUCCUGCUGGGCCACGUGGAUGCCGAGAGCCUGGUGAGGCACCACCCCGACUGCAAGGACCUCCUCAUCGAGGCUCUCAAGUUCCACCUGCUGCCGGAGCAGAGGGGCGUCCUGGGCACCAGCCGCACGCGGCCCCGGCGCUGCGAGGGGGCCGGCCCAGUGCUCUUCGCCGUGGGCGGUGGGAGCCUGUUUGCCAUCCACGGAGACUGUGAGGCCUACGACACGCGCACUGAUCGCUGGCAUGUGGUGGCCUCUAUGUCCACGCGCAGGGCCCGGGUGGGCGUGGCUGCCGUGGGGAACCGGCUGUAUGCUGUGGGCGGCUACGACGGGACCUCAGACCUGGCUACCGUGGAGUCCUAUGACCCCGUGACUAACACGUGGCAGCCGGAGGUGUCCAUGGGCACGAGGCGAAGCUGCCUGGGUGUGGCUGCCCUGCACGGGCUCCUGUACUCGGCCGGCGGCUAUGACGGGGCCUCCUGCCUGAACAGUGCCGAACGCUACGACCCCCUGACUGGAGCGUGGACGUCCGUUGCUGCCAUGAGCACCCGGAGGCGCUAUGUGCGUGUGGCCACACUCGAUGGGAACCUGUACGCCGUGGGCGGUUAUGACAGCUCCUCUCACCUGGCCACCGUGGAGAAGUAUGAGCCCCAGGUGAACGUGUGGUCGCCUGUGGCGUCCAUGCUGAGCCGGCGUAGCUCGGCAGGCGUGGCCGUGCUGGAGGGUGCCCUGUACGUGGCAGGGGGCAACGAUGGCACCAGCUGCCUCAACUCGGUGGAGAGAUACAGCCCCAAGGCUGGCGCCUGGGAGAGCGUGGCACCGAUGAACAUCCGCAGGAGCACACACGACCUGGUGGCCAUGGAUGGCUGGCUGUAUGCGGUCGGGGGCAACGAUGGCAGCUCCAGCCUCAACUCCAUCGAGAAGUACAACCCGAGGACCAACAAGUGGGUGGCCGCCUCCUGCAUGUUCACGCGGCGAAGCAGUGUGGGCGUGGCGGUGCUGGAGCUGCUCAACUUCCCGCCGCCGUCCUCGCCCACGCUCUCCGUGUCCUCCACCAGCCUCUGACCCAACCACCGCCAGAGGCCCACGGCCUCCCACAUGCCUUAAGGGGGCCACGGCCCCCACCAGGGACGUCCCGCGCCAUCUGUCGCAUCACCCGUCCGUUCCUUUUUGUCUGUUUAGUUGUUUAUUUAUUUACGUAUUUAUUGAGGGCUGAGCAGUGCUGCGGCCACUCCUUCACGCCUUCAGCGUCUGGUUCUCUGUGCCCUCCCAUCCA